AUCUUUACAGAGGGGCACGAAGUAGGUGAAAGAAACACGAAAACAACACCAGCAGCUCAACAGUAACGUUUGAAUUAAAUAAAUCAGGGUAGCUAGCUAUGCCUCUUUAUGAUUUGGCUGUCCCAUUUUCAUCAGUGGAAAUUGAUGUAGCUAGCUAUUUAUAUUUGUUGAACUUGUGUAGUAUAAAGUGGUAAACUACUAAGCAAGCGAACUACGUUACUAAUUUCACUCGCGGUCACUGUAGCCAACUUGGCUAACUAUUUAGGUCAUUAAGCCUUUUGCCAACCGUGUUUGAAGUCACCAGCCAUGGCGGAACGUGGUGCACAUUUGACAACUGCAGCUGCAGACGACAGACCGUCGAUAUUCGAGGUCUUGGCACAGGACUCCCUGAUGGGUGCGGUAAGACCCGCCUUGCGACACGCUGUGAAGGUUCUGGCUGAGUCCAACCCCUCUCGCUACGGAUUCCUCUGGCGGAGAUUUGACGAGAUUCACGCUGUUCUCGACGUAUUGCUUCAGCACCAUUUUCUGUCACGGACUAGCGCCUCAUUCUCUGAGAACUUUUACAGCCUAAAGCGCGUUGCUGCUUCGGGGCGCGAGCGGCCAGCUCACCUGGGUCUGCAUGGGAAACACCACUGGUGCUCGCUGAUCCUGCUUGCCCUCGUUCCUUACCUGAGGGCCAAGCUGGAACAGGUACUGGCCAAGCAGAGGGACGAGGAUGAUUUUUCCAUCCGCCUACCACAGACGCCCUUGCAAAGGAUGUACAGGGCCUUCCUGGCAUCCUACCCCUAUGUCAGCAUGGGCUGGGACAGCUGGGUCUUCUGCCAGCAGCUGCUGUAUGUGUUUGGCCUAGCCAAGACCCACUCACCAUUUCUGUGGCUGGCAGGUGUCAGGCUGGCUCACCUCACAGGACAUGACAUCACAAAUAUGGACCUCAAACCAGCCACCCCUUCCACGGCCAUCGGCUCAAGUGUUGGUGAGAGGCUGCGGAGGCUGACGUCGACAGUGGUGGGGGGUGUGGCUCUGUCCCUCUCCACUAGUCUCUCCUUGGGAGUGUUUUUCCUGCAGUUCCUCGAGUGGUGGUACUCCUCAGAGAACCAGAGCACCAUCAAGACCCUGACCUCCCAUCCCACACCACCCCCUCCCAUCCACCUCCAGGACCAACAACCACUGACCAGACAGAGCAAAGUAUGUCCGCUCUGCUGCAAGGUCCGCACCAAUGAUACCGUUCUCUCCACCUCUGGUUUUGUCUUCUGUUACCGCUGUAUUUAUGUCUACAUCAAAGCCAACCAGAGAUGUCCGAUGACUGGGUACCCCACUGAACUUCAUCAUCUCAUCAAGAUUUACUCACCAGAGAGCUAGAGAGAAUCUUAUUUCCAUUCCCAUGAGGGACUUUGACAAUCAUGUCACAAUGACAAUUUAUACUGUAACUGAUUAGUUAGUUAUUGACUAUAUCCCUUAUGACCAUUUGUAAAUAAUUUAAGGCACUAACGGGGGGCCAGUAUAAAAAAAAAACUGUAAGUCGCUCUGGAUAAGAGCGUCUGCUAAAUGACUAAAAUGUAAAUGUAAACAUAUCCCUAGCAGUUAUGAUAGUUUAAAGGCCCAAUGCAGCUGUUUUUAUCUCAAUAUCAACUCCCUUUUCCUAUAUUUACAACUUAGGUCAGCUAUUCCCCUUGGGAAACCCAACUACCGAAACAUCCAAUGAUGGGAUUUAUCAAUCAAUUAUGAGGCCUCCUGAAAGGACUGAUCUCUAUAAUAUAUAAACAACUUUAGGAAAGCUCAUUCUGAGCUAGCCAUUAAAAAAGUAUGGUCCACAGAGUUAAUUGAAUCUGAACCAUGCUUUAACUGGAACAGAGUAUGGGAAAAAUAUGACCUUGUCAUCCCGUAAUCCGAACCAUCAAUUUAUACAUUUUAAGUUUGUUCACAGGCUGUAUUUAACACCAAGGAAACACUUUACAAUGAAAUUGGCCAACUUCCAACUGUUCACUGUGUCCCCUAAAUCAGGUAGGCGCAUUCCUUCAUAUGAUGUGGGAGGUAAAUGCUUCUGGGGUAAAGUUACAAAAUUAAUUUCGAAGUGCAUGCAUUUAAAUAUUCAGUGCUUUCCAUCUAUGUUACUUAACGAUGAUAGCCCCUUAAAUCUCUCAAUCAGAGAAGAUUACUGCUGGCAGGCAUCACUGCUGCAAUUAUACUUUUUUCUCUAACAUGGCAACAACCAUUUGAAUACUCAUUUAACCAGUGAAUACAGUUCCUAUUAUAACAGAAUUAUUGACAGCGAGAAUGAAUGGUGCUAGUCAAGGCACAAUUGAGGCCUGGACAAAUAUAUACUGAACAAAAAUAUAAGCACAACAUGUAAAGUGUUGGUCCCAUGUUUCAUGAGCUGAAAUAAAAGA
Messenger RNA from Coregonus clupeaformis (lake whitefish), 2387 nucleotides. RefSeq names its product peroxisomal biogenesis factor 12 (gene pex12). Gene Ontology annotation, molecular function: ubiquitin-protein transferase activity; zinc ion binding; protein binding. Gene Ontology annotation, cellular component: peroxisomal importomer complex; peroxisomal membrane. Bases 307 to 1359 code for a protein of 350 amino acids. Gene Ontology annotation, biological process: protein monoubiquitination; protein import into peroxisome matrix. NCBI's taxonomy places the organism in Eukaryota, Metazoa, Chordata, Actinopteri, Salmoniformes, Salmonidae. The record is from RefSeq and is a predicted model, not a curated record. The transcript is spliced from 3 exons.